AUGAAGCGGCCCGCGAGGGCACAAGGUCGAGCGACGCACCGUUGCUCGGUCUGUGGCUCCACUACGCAUAGGCUGGAGACGUGUGAAGAACCUGGUGCGCAAAAAAUCAGAGAACUCCAGAAGAAGAUCCGAGUCUUGACAGCUGGGCGUCCUAAGAACAAAAUUCUUCGUCAAGAGCACAAGACCCGCAAGAGUGACAAAGUAGAUGGCAAAUAUGCAUCUAAGGCCAUGAAAGCUUACACAGGGAAUAACGGACCUCGAAAACCAAGUCCGGCGGAAGCUCGGAGAACCUUGCAUGGUCGAGUGAAACAGAGCAGUCGCAUGAGUGACCGUGAUGCUGUCGCUUGGCUGCUGGAAAAUGAAUGGAUUAAAAAACCCAAGACUUGUCCGGAAUGCGGAGCGAAGCAUCUCUCUGACCUGGUGUGGCCCGCGGAUCGCACAUGUCACUGGCGAUGUUGCUCUUGUGAGAACAGAUGCCUUCUGUUCGGAAAUUCCAUCUUCAAUGGUUUGCGCUGUGGACCGGCAGGUUUGGUGGAUCUGUUGAAUAGCUACUGUUCGUUGGAUGCGAACAAGUGUCCGAAUGUGGUGGACAUGAUUCAAGACAGUGGCUUUGGCAGAAGCACAGUGGAACAUUUCUUGUCUGCUCUGAGAGCUCUCGAAGCUCUAGCUGGUUCAGAAUUACAAGCAACUAUGCAGUUGAGCGGAAACAUCGAAGUCGAUGGCACGUUCCUCUCCUCCUUUCCCAUCUCAGCCAACAACUCUCACUACUAUGAUCAGAUCUGGAAGAUUAGAGAAAAGGCCCGGACCCAGAAGAAGACGAUUCCAGACAAGUUCGUUGCCCAUGUCAUGGUUCUCGGUGCUCUUCGCCGAGGAGGAACUCAUCUAUUAGCUGCGACCCGUCCGCGAGUCACACCCAAGGGUGAGUAUCUUAGCCGCAUUGAUCCUUCUGCCUGGAAAAAAGAACCAUGCUAUUGGAAUAUGUUACAUUUUAGUCUUAUUGAAAUGUCCUACGUGAAAAACAAAAGUCCUAUCAUGAUCUCCCAAAAUGAUUAA
Cladocopium goreaui is the source of this 1053-nucleotide messenger RNA. The record is from the annotation of a GenBank genome assembly. Lineage: Eukaryota; Dinophyceae; Suessiales; Symbiodiniaceae.